This is a messenger RNA of Aspergillus homomorphus CBS 101889, 738 nucleotides long. Its product is annotated as CVNH domain-containing protein. The coding region runs from base 91 to 396 and encodes 101 amino acids. The record is from RefSeq and is a predicted model, not a curated record. The transcript is spliced from 2 exons. Lineage: Eukaryota; Fungi; Ascomycota; Eurotiomycetes; Eurotiales; Aspergillaceae.
AUCACGUUUCCACAUCUUUUUACUUCCUUUCAAGGCGUCUCUCCCAGAAACGCAACCUAUUUGACCUCCGAAUCAUAUUUGGAAACGAAAAUGUCAUUCGCCGAGUCUUGCACCAAUAUUCGACUUGAGGACGGACACGUCCUGGUCUGCCAUGCACAGAACCGAGAAGGGAACUGGGUCGACGCCAGGCUGGACCUUGACCACUGCAUUGGGAAUUCAGAUGGCUGGUUCAUGUGGGAUGGCGUGAACUUCGCGCAGUCGGCGAACAAUAUUACACUGGAAGGAACUCAUCUUACAGCCGACCUCCCGAAGAGAGAUGGAGGCUAUAGGGAAAGACAGGGUAUUAAUCUCGGUGAUCGAAUUGGUAAUGUUGAUGGUAGACUGGUGUUUAAUUAAGCCAUAAGAUAGGAUACGCUAUCUAGGUCGAGGGAAUUUCGAAUGAUCUUUCACUCGCACUUUCAUCACAAUCGCGCUUCCUGAUAGAUAUAGAAUGGAGUCCUCAUUAUAGGGCUCUCUUCCCACUUGUGCAACGGAAGGAAUCGGAGAAGGGUUAAGGAUCAAGGCAGGAAACGCGGCGAGAACGCCGACGGAGUACCUUGACGCUAGGACGGAGUUCGAUUUUGUUUCCACGGUCCAUUUUCAACUGAUUGUCGGACUUCAAAUAGUCCAUGGUGUUGUGUCGAGCUUGAAAGUAGAAGUAGAUCUCAGGUGGAGAGUAACAAUCCUAAUGGCGAGCUU